GCGUUCGCGUCGUCGUCGACGGUCACGUGCGCGCCGCUAGCCAAUGGGCGACGCCGCGAGCCCACCCCAAGCGCGCUAUGGAAUUAAACGGGGGCGCUCUGAUGGCAACAAGGAAGCGUCAAGGGAGGCGAGAGAGAGGAGAGAGAAUGCAGCGCCUUUAACAACAACAAAUUAUACUUCUCUAAUUGUACAUACUUUUGUGAUUCAAGUCGGGUCUUCUCUUUACAAGAUUGUUCUUCAAAUUGUCGACUCUUUUGUCGAAGUGUGUUGGGGGGUUGUUAUUUUUUUUGGGCGGCGGCUCGUGUUGAGUGACGGAUUAAGUGGCGAUUUUGGUCUCGAUUUUUUUUCCUUCAAGUUAUAUUUGCGUCUUUUUUUACGUGGUUUGGUUUAUUUUAUUUGUUGUGAUUAAGAGUUUUGGUUUAUUUGUAGGGUUCAGUUAGAGAUGUAGAGACUUUUCAUUCACACAGUACAGUACAAACAUACAACGCACAUACGUGACCUACAGUACAUUACACGUACAGUAGACGUGUAUAUUGGAAUAACCGAGCUUACGCUUGUAUCUAACACAUUUAUAGACAACUCAUUAAGUUAUAUACCGCACACUUGGAGUAACAUACACACAAUACAUAGCACACGCAUACUGUACAGCACACGAGCAUAACACAACACACUUAACACAACACACUUAACACGUAAUUAUCUACCAUUACACGUAGACCAGUUAAAAAGGAAAAAAACAGUGCCGUUUGAUCAAGUGAUUGCUUACUGAGAGAACAUUUAACCUUCGUAUCUAGUGCUGCAGUAUUUAAGUGUAGAACUGUAGUAUAAAUUAAAAUUUCGAUUGUAAACAUCACGAAUUGGACCAUUAACUAGUAUCAGCUGAACGUGUAACUUUAAUAUACACGUGAAAUAUAGUAUACAUCAAAUACAGUAAUACAAGAUAUACAUUCUUCCGAAAAAAUACAACUUUACACGUAAAUCCUUACUUUAAACUAUACAGGAUAUUUUACAAACAUUGUUCAUAAUAUUUAGUGGCACAAAUACAUAGCAAACACAUUACGCGUUUUCAGCCCAUAAACUUACCACAUCCACACAAACAAAACGCCACGCACGGGCCAGACAACUCAUAGUUGAGCCAGUGUAGACGGGCAUCAGGAUGGCCCUGUCAGACCAGUCGCAGGUGUGGUUCCCCACACACGUGCAGGUGACCGUCAUCCAGGCUCGAAGUCUUCGAAUCAAGGGCAAGCAGGGCCUCAAUGACGCCUACACCCUCAUCCAGCUGGGCAAGGAGAAGUACUCCACCUCGGUGGCCGAAAAGACGCUGUGCCCACGAUGGCAGGAAGACUGCACCUUCGAGGUCCCUGCGGACGCCUCUUCGGCCAAGAAGAGCACCCUGGUGCUCACGGUGAUGCACAGAGCCCUGGUGGGUGGCGACAAGUUCCUGGGCCAAGUCACCCUGCCGCUGCGUGACAUCUACCAGGACAGCACACGCAAAAAGACCCAGUGGUACAAGUUGGAGUCGAAGCCCGGCAAGAAGGAGAAGGAGCGCGGCGAGCUCGAGGUCAACAUCCAGUACAUGCGCAACAACUUGACGGCCAGCAUGUUCGACCUGUCGCUCAAGGACAAGAAGCGCACGCCGUUCGGCAAGCUGCGUGACAAGGUGUCCGGCAAGAAGAAGGAAGGCUCCAAGGGCGGCUACGAGUCCUCCUCGGCGGUCGUGUCGUCUUCGGCCGCGAUGGACAGCGACGAGGAGGGGCAUGCACCUGACGUUGAGCAGAAGAAGAAGAAGACCAAAACCCUGACCCUGUUUUCCAAGUCAAGCAUGCAGAAGGGCUCUGUGUCCCAGUCGAUGCUUACUCUCCCCACGAGCAAGGGGCUCGGCAGCCUGGCCUCCCUCUCUCCGUUUCGCCACCACGGCCGUCGGGAGAGCAGUGGCACUGCCUCCGUCAACUCUGACUCAGAUUCUGUCGGAGGCAGCAACCCUAAUCUGGCCGACAGCCCCGAUGGGUCCCCAGGCCCUUCCAAGUCUAACACCGAACCGCACCCUUCGAACACUGCCGGGCUGAGCACUUCUCCCCUGGCCUCCGCCGAAGUGCAGUCCACUCACCGCCGGCACGUGUCGCUCACGGGCAUCGAGGAGGAGGAGGGUAACCGAGAAGGCCUGCCGGGGAAAAGCAAGAAGAGCACCAGCAGCGGCGGCAGUAACCCGUUUGGGAGCGACGACCUGCGGGACGCGAACCCCUUCUCCGACAAGAAGGGGGCAGACGACCCGGAACACAAAAACCCCUUUCAGGAGAAGUCGCCCCCUUCAGGGUCUGUGUCUUCAGCCCCCGCAAAAAAAUCGGAGGAAAAGAAAAGUCACUCUUCAGGGUUCUCCCUGUCGAGCCUCACCAAGUCGUCCAGCAAACCGUCCAAGGUUCCCGAGCAGCCCAAGCACGCGGAUGCGGAACAGCCCAAGAAAGAGUCGGGCAAGAAGCUCAAGCUGCCUUUCUUCUCGACACCCGACAGCAAGGCAGAGUCUGCCGCCGAGAGCUCGCCGGCCGCCACAAAGCACCCGGCAGAGGAGGUGGCGACGCGGGAAAGCCCAAGGCCCAGCGUGGCGGUUAACCCAUUCACCAUGGAGGGCAAUGACACGGAAACUGUGCCGAAGCCAGGACGGAACAUGUCUCCUAAGGCUGAAAUCAACCCAGUUCCCUCCCUCAGUGCCUCCUUUCCUACUUUCAACUCCUCCUUAUCAUCUCCUCCUGCUGUCUUUGAUAAGCUGCACCCUGCUCGCACCUCACAAGCAUCCGACAAAGUAGGUCUAGAUAUGACGCCUGACAGGCAACAUUCUCCUGGCAGUCUUGAACGUUCGGGGGAAGGGGAAGAACCGACUUUCAAACGCAUUGAUAGGUCAGCUUCUUCUCAACUGGUAAAGGCCCUUAUGGGUUCUCGACGCGGUCAAGCAGAUCAGUCGCCGCCAUCCACUAUUGACGAAGAAGCUACUUCAAUUCAAAACAUUGAGGUUGCGAAAGUUGAAGAGAAACAUGUGGGACGGAAAGAUCCUCCAAGGGAGCCUUUUGUUGAGCCUGUGGCAGCUGAAGAGAAGUCUGGCAAGAGCACACGUGUCUUGAAGAAAACUCCUCUGGUGGACUUGGAAGCUGAACAAGAUGUGGAACCACCAAAACCAGUAGCAAGGAAACCACGAGCACAGGAGCCGGAAAGCCACAGCACUCCGGACACAGCGGUUCCUCCUCCAGUUCCACCACGGAGGAUCAAACCAGAGGACAAAACGGAAGUGAUUCUGCCCCAGACAUUCGAGGUGGUCACUCCAGCAGAAGCUGAUCUUGGGCCACUUGUUAAACCUCCCUCUGAUCGUGUGUUGAGAGGUGUUUUGCCUCUGUCAGAGAAGAAUGCAUUUGACGUUGAGCCCAAGAAGAGUGUAGACCAAAAUGCAGAUGCAGAAUUUAAAACAUUCAGCGAAAAUAUUGAUGAUGAUUUUAAAAUACCUUCUGUUCCAGUUGAAUCACCCUUCCAUAUAGGAAAGAGCAGUGUUGCGUUCCCAGCUGUAGAUGAUCCCAGUGGUUUUGUAGACGAAGAAAAUGAAUAUGUAAAAACUAGUCCUGUGGAAUUAUUUUCGAAGAAGUCACCUCCUAGCAGUAAUGCCAGCCCAACUCCUGCCAAAACAGCAGAGCCUUUUUCUUUCGAAAGCAUAUCUACAUCAGUGAAGUCUACAGGGCAUAUGUUUGUAGCAGAUGAUGAUGAUGACGAUAAUGAUGUAAAAACUAUUCCUGUGGAGUUAUUUUCAAAGUCAUCACCUCCUAGCAGUAAUACCAGCCCAACUCCUACAAAGACAGAAGAGCAUUUUUCUUUGGGAAGCAUAUCUGCAUCAAUAAAGUCUGCAGACCACAUGUCUUUAACCAAAACCUUAGGCUUUGGUGAUCUUCUCCAGGAGUCAGAAAGUCGAUAUGUAAAGGAACUGAGCGAUGAUGAUGAUGAAAAAAAUUGUGGUGACAUUAAGAUGCUAGAGCCUCAAGAAGAAACUGUAACUUUAAGCAUAGAAUCAAUUUCACGUAUUGAGGAUGUAUCUUCUCAGCCUAAUUUUGAUCGAGAGAGAAAUAAUCUGUUGGUGGAGCCCACCAAAACCAUGAGUCAGGACCAAAGUGAACCUGUAAAAUAUGCAAUUGAGACAUUCGAUUCAAAAGUGAAAACACCUGGACACUUGGAGAAAAGUGAAAAAUCUCCCGUUAACAAGGUGGAAGAUGAGUCCAGUAACUUGAGUGAAGGCUUUCAGCUGGAAAGUGUGAAGGAUCACCAACCCAUUAUUGAACAAAGUGUCACAAAUGUGCCAGAUAUCGCACAAAAGUCCUCUUCCACAUCUGUGAAGCCUUUAGUCAAAGAUAGUCAAAUAUUGGGUUUAAAAGAAACCAGCAACAUAGCCAAUUGGCAGACUGAACCUACAACAGAUUCAAUUGAACUGUCUAGUCAUAAAGAAGAAAUGCCAAAACCUUUGGCACAGAGUAAGACAUCUGCAGCUAAGAUGGUGCUUCGAUUGAAAUCAGAGGAGUUUGACGAUUUAAAAGAAGGUCUAGAUCCUUGGAGUGCUGAGCCAAGUCCACCAUUCAGUGAGAAGAGCUUUACCAAAACACUGCCAUCAUACUCUGUUGAAGUGAUGUCAUCUGUUCAGUCUUCUACAAAAAAUCGCCCAAAAGAAGACCCUACGCUUUCUCCUUUUGAAAGACCUGAAGAUGAUGUACAGCAGAAGAAGGCUUCCACUAAAUCCCACCGUGAAGAAGCUGAACCCAAGCCUAAGACCCUCCGCAAUGUUGUUGAGGAAAGUAGUAAACCCUCUGUGGCAUCACGGCCUCCCAUCACUGAGGACAAGAGCCCAGCACAGUCACUGCCUACGCAGAAGGUAGAGGCCCUUGUCUGGAGCCCCACUCCCGAAGGAGGUAAAACAAAAGGCUUUCCACAGGCAUCAGCCCGUGUGCCGCUGACGGAUUCCAAACCCACCCAGCCACUAGUUGCCUCUUGCCCUCCAGUACCAAAGCAGAGCCCCGCAGACACUGAAGCCAACACCAAGAAAACGCUAAAGGUUCUGGUUCUUGACGAAGACGACAUGGACGACGUGAUUACAGCAACCUUUGGGGAAAAAACGGAGCCGGCUCCAUCGCCUGCUGGCAUUUUUUCUGCAAAGGAUAAUCUGUGGGGCGGCACCAAAGACCAAUUCGGCACAAGCAACAAAUUUCCUCCAGCAGCCUCCAGCUCACCUUUGUCCAAUACUGCCGCUUGCUUUAAUGUCUCAACCUCCGAGUCCUCGGCUGACAUUUUUCCUGCUUUGGACCACAAGUCUGCUCCUAAAUCUGGUGCUGCUCCUGUAGCUUCUGAACCCCACUGUGAGUCCGAGGGUGAGGCCCAAGCAGCCAGCGUAGCACGAGUACACCUGGCAGACAUCAACAGUCGGAACAGCACACCACACCCCAUCAAGCCCAUGCGAAUCAGGGCAGUGGAACUGCCCUCCAACUCCAGCCCUGUUGCAGCCCCGAGGGAGCCAAGAAACCAAGGCAAGCGGCCGGCACCGGCGGUGCCCAGCGGCUUACUGAUGAAUGACAAGGACUUGGCGAUGGAGAUGCGCGAGAGCCAGGGAGGCCAGGACGAAGGGCCCUAUGCGCACCUGACGCGUGCCGAGCUCGUGCAGCUGCUGACACGGCAGCAGGCGGAGCUGGUGGACCGAGAGCAGCGCAUCCACGCCAUGGAGGACUACAUCGACAACCUGCUGGUGCGCGUCAUUGAGGAAACCCCCGCCAUCCUGCGGCAGCCCGAGCGCGGCGCGGGCCGCAAAGCCGGUCGGGUGUGGUGACCUCGCAGAAGUUCCCCUCUGACGCCACCCAUCCCACACGUCACUCUUCUUUAUUUGUCCACGUGAAAGAGACGUGUGACGUCGGUGGACUACGUUGGCAGUGGUGUUAGGAGCCCAGGCCUGUAAAACCUCACCACCAUCACCAUCAAUGCUGUCUUUUAACAAACAAGCAAUAAUUGUGUUUAUCCAGAGCAGAGAGCUAUUGCCCCAAAACGCUAGCUUACUGCACUGUUAUUCUGUUGUAAGCAGUGCUAAUGAUGAUGGUGGCGAGUCUUUUUUUUGUUCAGCCUCUGCUUAUAAAUUCACAAUUUCUCGGGCGAGCACAAUCGAGGGCAUGUUGAGCUCAACGGAGAAACUCCUCUUGGCAUAAUGCUCUCCCAUUGCAAUGUCGUAAAAUUAGUAGUUCAAGAAGGAGCGUGGUUAAGUAGCAGGGGGGGGGGGGGGCGCCCCAAACCCAUCCCUAAUCCUCCUGCGAGCUGUGCAGGUGGUGCUGAGAUGUACAGUGGAGACGGCGAUAGGGUUGAGCCCUGCAGGUGCUGAGCGGCUGUCCCUUGAAAGCCACCAGCCUCCUGCCCCUCUCUUCCGCCACUCUUCAAACAGCUCCUGUUUCUCUCUCUCUCUCUUUCGUACCUUCCUUCCCUUUACCUCGGCUCCGUGCCUUGGAAACCCCCUCUCUCUGUGAGAUAAUCUUCUGUGUGCCUGCCCCUGUGGUGACCACACGGCCGCUCCCGACUCUCUAAUCGGCUGUGGGAGGAUGCAGCCGCGAAGUUCGCUGUGAAGCGUGCUGUGCGGAGCAGCGCGCCGCGUUGGCAAUUAUAAACGGUGCCUUCACAGCGCAUGUCGCGAGACACUGGGUGGGGGGGGGGGGGGGUAGUUUUUAAAACGCUGGCGCGACCACUGACGAUGGAUGCUCACGGGGGAAAUCGGUGCGCGGGUGUGCGGCAUCCUUCCAAGAUUCAAAUACUGUAUCCUGCUUCCUUGCAAAUUUUGAUUAAAACAAUAAUGGUGGGUUUAAAUCUCACGAAGAUUAACGUAUAAAAACUGUCGUUCUUUCAGCAUUUAGUCUUCACAAAAUUUGGUGUAUCUGAUGAAAUUGAGGUUUUUUUUUUCUAUCCCAAAAAUACACAUUGUGUAACUGUCUUGUAAUAAUGAUAAUGACAAAGGGUGUCGGUGAACGUCUUCGUGCAGAUGCAAUUUAUUUGUAUCCUGGAAUGUUAUAUACCAAAGGGCUUUCUUGAUAAUUAUGCACUGUUAGUAGAACGUCCAAUAUGCUGUUUUCUGAGUUCACCGAAUGCUGAUGGUGAUUAGUUUUUGUUAAACUACUGUUUUGAGCGCCGCCUUGGUUUUGUUGCGCUACGGAUUAACUGUUGGCACCCCAUGCAAUUUGUAAAGCAUAUGCUGAGAUUUCCUCCAGUGUGUCUGAUUGCGGUUGCUCUCCCAGCAACGAGGAUCACGUUGGAAUGUUUUUGCCUCAUUACUAAGUAAAGUGGCCUCCUACACAAAAGCCUUGAAGAAUGAAGUGCAAGAUUUGUCACACGAAAAAUUAUACACUGGCUCCACCUUACAUUACUGCUAUUUAAAUGAAUUCCAUGAAUAAAAAAAAUAACAACAUACUUCUGUUACACGUAUACGGUAUAUUACAGUGUAGGCUGACGAUAUGUCUGUAAUUGGUGGCGUGGUUGAGUGCAAUUGUGCUGUUUUUGACAUGUCUAAAAGACACUGGAGUGCUGGACUGGCAUAUGGGGCCAGUAGAAAUCUCAUAAAACACUAAUAAUAAUGAGAAAUAGUUUUGUGUGUUCACUUUGUCUCACUACCUUACCGUUUUGUACUUUCAGUGUUUGGUUUUUUCUCACACUUGUAAGAGCAAAAUAAAGUUUGUUUGGCUGGUACAGACAAAACGGUAUGCAUCUACUGAGAUUACAUCUCCUCGACUUGCCGUCAGGUUCCUCAUACAGCGUUGGCUUUUUUGGCAAAAGAGAUCGUGUCCCAACCCACGUGGCGCGUGCAUGUUCAUGCUGCAUGUCAGAGAUGCUUUGUACGUGAGUCCGUGUUUGGUUACUUGAGGGAUUUUUUUUUCGAAACUGUACAGGUUAUUGGUUUGUAUUUGUGGUUAAACCGGUGAAAAUUAUUAUUGGUGGAAGCAGACUCGGUUCACUCUUCAGCAAAGUCAUUUGAAGUACAAGCUGAUUUUUUUGGCAUGCAGACAGAUGGAAUUUUUUUAUCGAUUGCCAUUUCAAUGUUUCGUAUGGAUGACAUUUCAAAUAAAACUUUCCACGUGAUAGACAUGACUAUAAUGAGAUUAAUUACAAAUCAAAGGAAGUGUGAGGCAAAAUCAAUCCUGACUUAAUAUUGUACAAACACUGGUUUUAUUUCUUGCUUGUUCAUUAAACCAAAAAAUGUAAUUCAAUUUGAGUUCAACCAAUGUAGUCCUUUGAGAGAUUUCUAUUGGCUCCCAAUAAUUUCCUUUGUUGGUUUCGAGCGUGGAGAACAUUCCGUUGGUUUUUGAAGUAAUUUCUGUAUAUUCUUAUGUUCCUAAAAUGUUUAUAAUUGUCGUUAGCACAAGUAUCGUUUGCUUAGGAAAUAUAUCCUUUCACAGAAAUUAUAUAAAUAUUAAAAAUUCGAUGGACGUGUAGGCGUAGUUUCUGCAAGUGCACAAUAUUAACAAUGUACAACUAGAUUUAAAAGUGUAUUGUAGCCUUCCCUCUAAUUGAUGACUCACGCCAAAUGACCUGCAAUAACAUGAAACGAUUAAAUAAUUACUUGUAUAUUGAGUGCCUUCAUAUCGGACGUAUGGCGUUUGUAACACAACCUAUGCAUGGACAAAUAUCGAUUGGAUCUUAGUCACACAAUAUGGUGAAGGAGGUAUGUUGGAAAGUGGUUUAUUAUUAAUAAAGUAUUUUAUUCUGUAAAAUGGCUA
Messenger RNA from Petromyzon marinus (sea lamprey), 8756 nucleotides. RefSeq lists its product as uncharacterized. The record is from RefSeq and is a predicted model, not a curated record. Lineage: Eukaryota; Metazoa; Chordata; Hyperoartia; Petromyzontiformes; Petromyzontidae. Gene Ontology annotation, cellular component: intracellular membrane-bounded organelle. Gene Ontology annotation, biological process: regulated exocytosis. Gene Ontology annotation, molecular function: small GTPase binding.